AAUGAGUAAGGUAAAGACCAAGAAGGCGUGGAAUGGAUGGGACGGUUCCCUCCUUCUGACGGUUGCUUUUAUUUUUAUAUCCACUCGUUUUUGCGCUGACUGUGUGUUUCCGCCACUACUCGUUCGCCCGACUAGGCCCGACCGGUGGUGAUUUACACGUUUGGUGAAUAUAUAUGACGUUGUAUCUUUACGGGAAGUCGCACUCGCUAGACUUUGAGCUGCAGAGAGGAACAUGUGGCUGUGAAGGUUCAGCAGGGCGGGUUCACGGAAGUCUAAAAAAAUAUACAUAUAACUUCCCCACAUUUUCCAUGAAUCACGUCACACCCACCGGUUGCAGGAGGUGUUCUCUGCACAAUCUUCACACGGUGUCUGUUCAGCUUUAGUCUUUAGUCCAAAAUAAAAAUAAUUCGUUUAAAUUUGAUAAAAUAUUUUGACUUGUUUCUUGACUCUUCGACCCCAAUGAAGGUCACUGGCCCAAAUGCGUUGUUCUGACAAUAUAGUGUUUCUAUAAAAAGUGUUACAAAUUAUUCAGACGUUUCACUUCCUCAACAGACACACAAAAAACUUUACACAUUAGUGUCCUUUUGGGAGGCCAUUCAACACAGUUGCAUUCUCGCUCUUUAUUUUUAUUUCCCUAAAACCUUCCCCGUCACUUUUCAGCAAAAAUGCACAAUUUCAAUGUAUGUUUCGAGAACACAAACAUCUGAAUGUGGUUAACCAACACAUUUCCUGUUGCUUCAACAAAAAAGAAGGGCGGGCGUCAGACACAGGAAACCUGCAGUCCUGAGGUGAGUUUAGAAAUGAAUUUGUUGUGCGAACGCCCAUUUAGGGUUUGGUCUAUUUCCUUGUGAAGAUUACAGCGCAGACAAAUGAGUCAACUCGGCUACAUCUGCAGGUGGAUGGAAAAUGAUGCUUGUCAAAGUCCUCAGUGUCAUAUAUUCAUUGUCAUUGGUUUUGACAGAUUUCACUGCCUGUGCAGCUCAGAACUCUGAUGAUUACACCACGGCUGAAUCCAGUUUUCCUUUGUCUACACCCGUCUAUGUUACAGAGCCUCCUGUACCGUCUCUGCAGCGACGUUCAGAGAGGUCAGAUGUGUUCCCUUCUGAGAAAGUGGAGCUAAGCUGUAGUGUCCCAAGCAGCGCUGCCUGGACCUUCAGCUGGUACAGAGACACGCAACGAGUACAAAAUACGGAUCCAAAUGUGGCCUUGUCGCCAAAUGGCUCAAAUCUUAUCAUCACAGCAGCAACUCAAAGCUACUCUGGAAUGUAUUCCUGUGAAGCUCACACUCCUACAUCAACAACGGCUGUUACCACUAAAAGAAGUAAUUCCAUCAAAAUCACAGUUCAUGCAAACAAACCCAAACCCACUUUGACCAGAAGUUCAAACUUUGACAAGAUGUUCCCCGGAGAGUCGGUCACCUUCACAUGCAAGGUCGAUGUGUCUGAUGGAUGGCUUUAUCUUUGGUACCAUGAUGGAACAGAAGUUCAACCUUCUAGUGUGGGUACUUACACCAUAGCAUCUAUAGAUCACACCCAUAGUGGGAAAUACCACUGCAAAGCCAAAAGAGCCAACGGUCCCUUCUACACAGAAGAGAGUGACACAACGGCUCUGCAUGUCUCUGACCCACCUAAACCAUCACUGAAACUGCUGAGUCCAUGGCCAGAUGUGUUUGAAAAUGAGACAGUGGAGUUCCGCUGUGAAGUCCACAGCCCUGACUGGACGAUCUCAUGGAACAAAGGUGGAAACGAGUCCAGGGACGAGCUAGACGAGAUCCAGAAUGCAGAGGGCCCAUUUCUCAACCUCACCGGGAUAUAUGCCACCUAUGAAGGUGGCUACACCUGCAAAGCUCACCUCAAAUCAAGGGGAGUCAGCUCUGGAUUCAGCAACACAGUCAACAUCACAGUUUAUGAUCACACUCCUAUACCAACGUUGACAAGGGUUCCUGAUUUUAACCCGAUGUAUGUUGGAGAAACCGUGAACUUAAAAUGCGAAGUGAAUUUGUCUUCCGGCUGGAAGUAUCAGUGGUACAAAAAUGGAAUUGAGCAGCAAACGACGAAGGAAACCAACAGCAUCAAGCUUUCUCUUUCUGAUCGUGGAAAGUACCAGUGCCGUGCCGCCCGAGGUGAAAUAAUAUCAACGGAGUUCAGUGAAGAAAUCAAACAAGAUGUACUUGAAAUCCCCGUUCCAUCGUCGAAGUCAGCCACGCCGUUGGACGUGUUCCCCGGUGAGAGCGUGAAGUUGAGCUGUGCGAUGGCCGGUGGCGCCGACUGGACAUUUUCGUGGUUCAAAGACAAACAGCCGGUCCAGCCACAUCCUACUACAUCCUCUGAUGUAGGUGCAGCUACUCUCUCCAUCAGUUCUGCUUCAGCCUCACAUGGUGGACAAUACAGCUGUUUAGGAAAACUCAAGAGCCGGCCUUCUGUCACCAGCACCUCCAGUCCUGAACUAACUCUCAGUGUUUAUGAUGCAAAACCCAGAGUCACACUGAUGCAGAAUCCCAUACACAAUGUGAUGCACACUGAAGAGUCAGUCUCUUUUAGCUGUCACAUUAAUGUCUCUUCUGGAUGGGAGUACCUGUGGCUCAAAGAUAGAACAUUACUCCCCGAAUCUGGAAAAAAUCACACCAUCGAAUCUGUAGAGACAAAAAACACUGGCUCAUAUCAAUGCCAAGCUAAAAGAGGAAGAGGUGCAGUCUUCAGCUCGGACCAGAGUCCGGCUGUGAGACUUGACGUUAAGGAGCGCCCGCAGGCCGGCAUAACCCUGUUAACUGGCUGGUCCGAGGUCUUCUCCACGGACAGCUUGGUGCUCAAAUGCGAGGUGCACGGAAGUCAGGACAUGUGGAACUACACAUGGUUCAAAGCGGAUCAACUCAUCAAUCUUCUGCCCUCUGGGAAGCACACAGUCACACCCCAGAAUGACCCCGAGCAGAGCCAGUACACCUGCCGCGGUAUUAGUACCGGUAGACCAUCUUAUUCAAGAAGGAGCGAUUCUCUCCAAACUAAGAACCUUCUUCUGAAGAGGAGGGUGCUUCUUUCGAUCUCUGGCUGCAUCGUCUUUGGCAUCGCUGCAGUCUUUCUUGGAUGCAUCCUCCUCAGAGUCUUUCGCAAAUCAGAUGAUAGUGAAGACAAGCCGGCGGAGAAUGAGCUGUUUCUCACCAUGGCUCAGCUGAGGGAACGUGAUGAUGCAACCUGUCCAAUGGUUCAGUACAUAACAGAUGCGGAACUGAAUGCUCCAUCUAAAGAAGCUGACGAGAAUGGAACAAUUUGCAGUGAGACAACUGAGAUUCCAAUAACCUCACAAGAUGAGCACGUUGUGAAGAGUGAGACCGAAGAUGUGACAGAAAAGAACGGCGGGCUGAUUUCCUUUAAAUAAAGAUCAGCUCUUCUUGUUGCCAUUUUAGCAGAUUUAGCUGCAUUUAUCAGAAUUUAAUGGACAAGUGUUGAGAGAAUGUUGCUAUUGUGCGAUGCUUACCACUAGCAGGGCAGCAGGUUGACUUGUCAGCGGUGAUCGAUAAACGAAAAUUUGACAAGAUAUGCCCUUUAGGGACUGUAAAAUUUAAUGGGAUUAAUGGCAUUCAAUAUGACAAAUUGCACCCUCUGCCAACAGACAUAUGCCAUAUAAAUGUGCAUUGCUUUUUGAUGCACUCUGUAUUACCUGAUAGCAUGAUAUUAGUUUGUAUUGUUGUACAUAUUUAAAAUGGUUAAAGGCAGUUAAAAUAUGCAUUGUUAUUUAUGUGAUAAGAACGAAUCAUAUACAUUUUCUAGCUUAUUUUGUUUCUCAAUUAUCAAAAGCACUGUGCGUACAGUAUGUGCUGCUCUGCAGGAUCAUUUAUCAAAUAUCGGGGGCCAGAUAUUUAAACGAUGUGGACUCACAAAAAAAACGUGUACGUCUUUUGUCCCACUCACACAAUUAAAGAUUGUGUUAUCAUUUGUUGUUCUGCACAGCCUUCUGUAAGACUUCAAUCAAACAUGUUUGAAGUUUACACAUGUAGCAGCUAAAUUUUAAACUAUUAAUUCAGUAAUAUUGGUUUAUUGAUUAUUUUUGUUAAGGCCGUGUCGCCGGUGAUAAUGAUGACAGAUAUUACUGUGAUUCACAGGUACAUGUGGUGAAUUAGUUGCAUGAGUGGAUAUUGUUGACUCAUCUGGCCCCCGUUGUCAGUAAAUGUAAGUUAGUCUCAUAUUUAACAGUAAAGGUUUCAGCAAUUAAUCGUAUUACAUGUUUCAUUACAUUUAUCUAAAGUGAGUGAUUCUACAAAUAUGAUAUUCAAGCAUUUUGUGUCUCCCUAUGAAGUUAUCGGAAUAAAAAAUACAAAAUGA
Molecule: messenger RNA, 4316 nt
Organism: Gasterosteus aculeatus aculeatus (three-spined stickleback)
Lineage: Eukaryota; Metazoa; Chordata; Actinopteri; Perciformes; Gasterosteidae
Product: hemicentin-1
Biological process (GO): cell surface receptor signaling pathway; immune response
Cellular component (GO): external side of plasma membrane
Molecular function (GO): transmembrane signaling receptor activity
Source: RefSeq, a predicted model, not a curated record